Messenger RNA from Ichthyophthirius multifiliis, 1454 nucleotides. RefSeq lists its product as hypothetical. The annotation marks the transcript as partial. NCBI's taxonomy places the organism in Eukaryota, Ciliophora, Oligohymenophorea, Hymenostomatida. The transcript is spliced from 3 exons. The record is from RefSeq and is a predicted model, not a curated record.
AUGUCCAAUAAAAACCAUAUCUAAAAAGCAUAAAAAAAGUAAUCUUUAAUUAGUUAUUUUAAUUCUCAUUUUCCACCUCUAAUUAAAGAAAAGUUUGAAACAGAACGUUAAAUUUCUCACUAAGCCUACGAUAAAGAGCUCGAAGAAAGCUUUUAAAAUCGUGACUAUAAUUAAUUAUUUAACGAUUUUUGCCCUAAAAAAGCCAAAAUAGACCACAUUUAUGGUUUAAACAGUGCAAGAUAAAUUUAAUUAUCUGAAUAUUUGUUACAUAUGGGCCUUGAAGAAAAUUACAUAACACUAGAUUCACGUUUUUUUUAUUGUUCUUUCUAAACUAAAUCCAUUAUUAAUUGGUAGCCUUUAUGGAAAGAGUUAUUAAGAAGAAUAUUCUAAAAUGAUAUUACAAAUACGAACACAUAAGACAUAAGUCCUUAAGAAACCUAAGCAUAUUUAUAAAUUAUUAAAAAAUUAAGACAUAAAUUUGAUGAUUCUUCUAUAUAAGAAGUUUAUGAUUUAUAUACUAAAUUAUGCGUUUCUAAUAAUGAAUUACUUGGAUUAAUAUUAAUAAGAUAUUUUUUGAAAAUAUCCAGGAAAACAAACUAAAGUUAUUAUUAAAAGAUUUUCGAUGAAACAAUAUGCACAUUAAAUUAUGAUUUAUCAAAAAGAAAAUAACUAGUAUCUAUAAAUUUUUUAUAUGAAUUAGCAAUAACUCAUCCUGAAUUAGAUUGGUAGAAUAGCUAUGAAAAUCUAUUUUCAUUUAUAUCAAAAUAUUAUUUAUAAUUACUUCCUUUAGGAUUGUCUACAAAAUAACAAUAAUAAAAGACUAAUUACCUUUCUUUAUAAAACAUUAACAAUUGUAUUUAAAAUUUAAUUGUUCAUUUAAUCGUUCCUUCUACUUUUGAUGAAAAACACUCUAAAAUAUGGGAUUAUAUAAAUCGUCUUUUUAAUAUUAUUAGUUAAUACCUACACCCUAAUUCGGAAGGAUCUGGUGCAGUUAAAUUUUUACUUUAGUAAUUAUAAUAGUUUAUUCAUAAUUAUAUCCACCUUGAUGCUUAUUAGAAAAAAAAAGUGAAAUCUUUGGAAAAAGCUAUCGAAAAUAUAAAAAAAAAACUAAAUUAGGAUUAAUAAUGUAGUACAAAUUAAGAUAAAAUGCAAGAAGAUCUAGAAGAUUAAGGAAUUGAAAAUGAAUUAUUAAAUGAAAAUAGUGUAUAGAAUAUGUAAAAUGAUCAUUUUUGUGAAAUAAAAAAAGACGAUGAUAAUAUGAAUGAUAUAAAUGAUUUAAAUGGAGGAAACAUGUUAAAUUAAUAAAAGUUUGAAGAUGAAAUUAAUGAGGAAGAUCAGGAAGAUGAUGAAGAUGAAGAAGAAGAAGAUGAAGAUGAAGAAAAAUCAAAAAAAACAUAAGAAGAAAUAAAAUAAAACCUAGAAAAAAAACUAGAAAAUCUAGAAUAGAAAUUAAA